AUGCGAUUGCUACUCUGCCUGUUCGCCUUCUGCGUCGUCGUGUCGGCUGAUGCUUUCCGGUGUUACCAAUGCAAUUCCGAUCAGACGUCAAAGUGCGUCGACGAUUAUGAGGCGUUCCUGAAAGUUUGCCCCUCAAAGUCGAUCGGCGGCAAGGCGCACAAGCCGAUUGGAUGCCGGAAAACGGAUCAGCACGUCGGAGCCGUUUACACCCUUAUCCGCGAGUGCGCCUACACCGGCGAGAACUUGGUGAACAAGAACAGCAAGGGCUCGACCGGCGUGUCCCGAACCAUCAACCAGUGUAACGACAAGAUGGGAUGUAACGACGCCUCCUCGAUCACCUUCUUCGCGCCACUGGUCGCGCUAGCCGGCUACGCGCUGCUCAAA
Messenger RNA from Mesorhabditis spiculigera, 384 nucleotides. The record is from the annotation of a GenBank genome assembly. Lineage: Eukaryota; Metazoa; Nematoda; Chromadorea; Rhabditida; Rhabditidae.